This is a messenger RNA of Styela clava, 5521 nucleotides long. RefSeq names its product ubiquitin carboxyl-terminal hydrolase CYLD-like. The record is from RefSeq and is a predicted model, not a curated record. Gene Ontology annotation, molecular function: cysteine-type deubiquitinase activity. NCBI's taxonomy places the organism in Eukaryota, Metazoa, Chordata, Ascidiacea, Stolidobranchia, Styelidae. Gene Ontology annotation, biological process: protein deubiquitination.
GAAUUCUUGGAGGUUUGGGACCAGAGUCUUCCAUAUGGAUUAAAAUCAGAUGAGAAAUAUCUUCAAGGACUUGCUAUAAUAGACAAUACAGCAAAUCCAACAACUAUUCAAUAUUUUUCUGUUGAAACUUUGCCUCAAGAUGCUGCUGCCCGAUUUGACAUCUUGUUUCAGACAAGACCAAAAUGGACUCGAGAUGAAAUUGAACCUUACAUUUUUGACUUAUGUAUUGAAGGGCAAACUGCCUCAGCCCUCCUUACUAGAUUUGCUAGAAGUUCAAUACAGGAUAAAUAUGGCAGAACUUGGAUAUUAUGUCGUUCCCAGUAGAGGAACUGGUGAUGCUGGUAAACCCCUUAUUUUAUUGAGUGAUAGGUACAUCACUCACGCUGACCAAUCAAGAGUUACUACAAGGUUGAAAAAAACAAAUACAGUGCAAUAUUUUAAAGGAACUUUAUUAAGGGAAGUUGAAACAACUAAAGAUGUUUUGGAAAAAAAUAAAAUACUUUGUAGAAAUCCUGAAUCUGAAGUUUAUUUCCAAUGUAGCAAAAAAGAUGUGAAAGAAAUUUCGGAGAGUGUCUACGAUCUACUUCUCGCAAUACCAAACUGCAGAGACCGACUUGAAAUUGCCAACAAUGCACUGAGGCAAGCAGAGGGUUUGGAAAUGGAUGUUGGCACACAAGUGUUUGUAAAAUUACCAAAUCACACAGGAGAAUAUCAUGGUAUCAUAAGAUACAAAGGAGAGAUUCAUGACAAAGAGGGAAUUCAUUUUGGAAUUGAACUUUACAAUGCAGAAGGAAGAGGGAAUACUAAUGGGACAUAUGGGAAACAAAGAUACUUCCAUUGUGAUAGUGAUGCUGGAAUCUUUCUGCCAUUAAAUCGAGUUCGACCACAUCAAAUAGAAUCUGCCAGGAAUCAUUCUCAUUCCUAUUCACCUAUUUCAACAAGAAGAAAUAAACAAAGUAGAUUAUCUGGUACUGCUUCUAGCAGUCAAAGUCGAAAUUCUGCUCCGGAAACUGCACCCUAUGUUCGAGGCGUAACGAAGGAAGAACUCGACAGUCUGGGAAUUCGCCAUGGAAUGGAGGUUUUUAUUUUUACCGAAGUCCGAGGACAGGAAAGUCAGGAAAAAGGAAAAGUAAAGUUUAUUGGCCGACUACCAGGAGGCAACAGUGGCCAAGGAAUCUAUGUUGGAAUAGAUUUGGACAGAGAUGUUGGAAAUGGCACAGGAUUAUACAAUGGAAAACACUUAUUUUACACAAGACAAAAUCAUGCAGCACUCGUGCCUUUGAGUGGUGUUUUACCUGCUUAUGUUGCUGAUACUGCACCAUCACCAUCUAGAGAUAUAUCUCAUAAGGAUACAGAUGCAUUAUCAAGAGAAACAGGAAGAAGGUCAUCAAGGCAUUCUUCUAGUAAUCAUCGAAGUCGAAAUGAUGUUACACCACAAAUGCAAAAGACAUUUGUCCAAUCUAGUCGAUUUGCACAUUCUAGUCCAAGUGUUCUUGGAGGGAAUGGCAGACUAGAAGCAAUCGCUGUCCCAGAAUUUGGGAGUAGUUAUCCUCAUUCUUCUCGACGAAGUCCAAGACAUAGUCCUCGUGACUCUCCAUUAAAUCAAGAUUUGUACGAGUCUGAAUCUAUUGAUAGACAUAAUUAUCAAACUUCAAUAAAAGCUGGAACACAAGUAAAAAACCAGAGAGUUGUGGCAACACCAAGACCUGCAUUACAUCGUGGACUUUCAGAUAAUAAUUCAGAUGAAGAAAUGCCGGAUUUGUAUGGAAGUGAUAAUUCUAUUGCUGUCACUCGUCUUUCAGACAGAAAGGAUGGUAUCUUACGCCCAUCAAGUCCUACAAUGACAAACUUAUAUCGACCUGGAAGAGAUCUCAACUCACUCCCUGGAUUUCCUCCAACACCCAUGCCCAACAGCUUGAAACCUAGAUCAACUAAAACUGCACCAGGUGCAAUGAGAACCAAUGGAUUGGCAGAGUUGGUAGAUUACAACUCCAUAAAUCAAGAAUAUCUUAAUACCGAAAAUGCUGAACAAGGCAUGGAAGUUGGUACUAUGGUUGAAGUUACCAAUGAAGUGCUGGGAUCUGACCCUAAACCUGGGCCAACAUAUGGUGUUAUAAAAUGGAUCGGUGAACUUCCAGACCAUGAAAAAGAAUUGGCUGUUGGAGUUGAGUUGGAACAACCACUACCUAAUGGCACUGAUGGUACUUUCAAUGGUGUGCGAUAUUUUUCAUGCGACUAUGGACGAGGACAUUUCGUAUAUUUAAAAUUUUGUAAAAAGGAUUCAAGGUUUUCCAUACCAGAUGCUGGAGCUACAGGUAGCUCUGCUAUUUUACCUUCAUCAGCUACUAGAGAUUUUGGAAAUUUUGAUUCACCCCAAAUACCGGGAGCUGUUUCACCACCAAUAAAACUCGAUCGUGACAUGAUUGGCAAGAAACGUGGAAUACAGGGUCAUCAUAAUUCAUGUUAUCUUGACAGCACUCUUUUUAGUUUAUUUGCAUAUUCACAAGUAUUGGACACAAUAUUGUUUCGAAGACGAAGACCGACUGACUUACCAGAAUAUGAAGAAGCACAAAAAGUUUUGAAAGAAUUAAUUAUCAAUCCACUACGCAUACACCAUUUUGUUCGAGCUGACAGAAUAAUGCAGUUGCGUGAACUUUUAGAUAAAUUAGGAUCUGUUUCUGGGCUUGUUAAUGAAGAAAAAGAUCCAGAAGAGUUUCUCAAUACUCUAUUGCUUCAGGUUUUCAAAGCUGAACCUUUGCACGAGUUACGACAGGGCGAUUCAAAUGCAGCUCAUGAAGGUUAUUUUUAUCAAAUAUUCAUGGAUAGAGAUGAAAAAAUGGGAAUCCCAAGCACGCAGCAAUUACUUGAAAAAUCAUUAAUAAGUGCAGAUCUGAAAUUUCGAAAUGUACCCGUUUGUUUGAUUAUACAAAUGCCAAGAUUUGGUAAAGAAUACAAAAUGUUCAAAAAAUUGCGACCAAGUUUGCAACUUGACAUAACAAAUCUUGUGGAAGAUAUUCCCAGAAGUUGUGAUGUUUGUGAAGAAUAUGCCGAAUACGAAUGCCGGGAUUGUUUCUUAAGUGGAAGUUUAGAAGAUCCUGUUUUUUCAUAUUGUAAGUUAUGUGCUGACAGACUGCAUUCACAUAGAAAACGUAAAAACCAUUGCUUCAGGGCAAUCAAAGUACCGGAUCGAUUUAGAGAAUAUGCAACAGAAGCUAUUAGAAAUAAUGAAGAACCAAGAGUUGAUCGACAAACUUUAGAAUUGUUUGCUGUUGUUUGCAUUGCUACCAGUCAUUAUGUUUCAUUUGCCAAAUGUGGAAGUGGAAAGAAUGCUGAAUGGGUUUUCUUUGACAGUAUGGCCGAUCGAGUAGGGGAACAAAGCGGGUAUAAUAUUCCAGAAAUUACACACUGCCCUGAUUUUGUAGCUUGGCUUAGUCAGGAUGAAAGGAGUAUUCAAAGCGAAGAUGAGAAACUUAUGCCUGAGCUUAAACGACGCUUGCUCUGUGACGCAUACAUGUGUAUGUAUCAAAGCACGGAUCUUAUGUUCUAUAAAUAAAUAAAGGAAUAAUGAGAAUCCUGACUUAAGAGUCUUCAUCAGAUUUUGGUCAGAGUGGGGGAGAUAAGUAUUUUCGCUGAACAUAGAUAUCACAUUACAUCGUUUUUUUUUUGUAUUUAAUUAUGUUUCAUUGUAAUUACAACCUAUUUAUUUUGAUUUUCUUAAUAUUUUAAUGUGACAUUGAUUUUGUCAACCACAAAAUUGAGCAAUUUUUCUUUAAUGAAUGUAGCUUCUGUUAAAUACUUUUGUGCAAUACGGAAUGAUAUGCUACUAGGGGGGCUAACCUGCUUUCGACCGUGAUCGGCUAAAAUCAUCAAAAUAGCCCGCCACCGACUGAUCGGUAAUGAGGUCAUACACAAAAACGAAUGAGUACUGAAUAUGCAGAUAUCUGCACACAAACGUACGAAAAAUUCCGCCGCUGCCAAUAAGAUCGGUUCUUUGGGCGCAUUCUUAAUGAAAUCGUUACAAAAAUUUGUAUUUUUUAUGCUCGAUUUAAUUUGAUGAUGUAAUUGUACCCGGAGUAAAUGUUUCAUCAUUUAUUUAAGAUUUAUUCAAAUCAUUCGUAAGUGUUGAAAAUUCUUCAAAUAACAUUACCAGGUAUCCAUGUGUUAUCUAAACAGCGAAAAUAAAUAUUCCCAAACCAUAAAUGUUACAUGAGUGCUCGGACUUCAGUAUCUAAUUUACAGUUUUCUUCGAGUCCGAUUCUUCAUUUGAAAGGAUUUAGAAAAAAUUGGGAAUUCUGAUUCCACUGCUAUCGUUACGAAUAAAAUUCAUUGCACCAUUCUUGGAGCGAGACAAUAACUUUCAUAUACUGCAGAUAUUCGGCAAGUUCAUUUUCAAACCUUGGCAGCGGCGAAACUUGCAUUUAUUUCACAAUAAUAUGCUUUAUCGGUCUUGCCCAGAUUGAAUACUAUAUGUUUAUAUCAUAUUUUGCGCAUGCACAGUACUGUAUUAUUACUGUUUUAAAACACACAUCAUGCGCUGUGGGGAACUGGUUGAAGACAAUUUUUUUAGGGUAUUAUAAUUCGCUCAACAUCAGACACAAUUGACUAACUCGAGACGUGGUGAUCGACUACUAAAGACAUGGCGGUGGAUCGGCCACCCCUGAUAUACUACAUGCGCUAAGGGGUAUAAUAUAAUGGUGAGCCCUGAAUUUAUAGUCAUUACAAUUUUGCUAAACGAUAAACGAACUGUGGCUAAGACAAAAAUCUACCUUGAAAGCAGUUUAUUACUGUCUAGCAUUAGUUGCCAUCAUGUGGGAAAAGUAUAAUAAGCCCGGAAGAAAUGAUUGAGGUCACUGUUUCCUUGUGGAGGUGUUUUCGAUUUUUCAAUGGCUUCUGUCGCCUAUUACUAUUCUGAAAUAUACAAGAAAUUUCUGAAGGAUACGAGAAAUAAUAUAUUAUGGCUUAUUUCAGUUUGAUAUAUGAAAUACUCGUUUUUGUUUGUAUAUCAUGUGCAUUUUGGACCGUAUGUGACAGAAUAAUAUGUUAUUUUUUUUUAAUCGGCACUUGCUUGGUGCUUUUGGUCAGGACAUCCAAUGUCCUUGGAGCACUGGAAUAAUUUGUUAGUUUAUCAUGUAAUCCACAACAUGCUGAUUUAUGUUUCUCGAAUGAACGUUGCUCGUAAUGUAGUUGGACAACCAGAUAAUUUUUAUAUCUGGUAUGGCCGAAAAGGUGGCUGUCAUAAUGUAUCUCACAAAGUAUCAUUAAAAAUGUUUUCGGGGGAAUACUAUUAUACUAAUAAAGAAUUGGCCUUGGUGAAAUGAUAGAAAUAGUCCAGUUUUUGUUGUGAUGAUGUUUUAUGAUAUGUGCGGUAGUAGUGCUAGUGUAUAUAUAUAUAUAUACCAUGCAUUUUCCCCCCUAAUUUAUGCAUGUGUCCCAGUUCCUUUGCCCAUUUUAAGUUCCUUGAGCUUUGACAUUUGUGCUGCUUUCGUUCUUAUAAAAAAGUUAUAAUAUUUUUCCUAUUGAA